AUGAGUGCUCUUCCUAUCGAGGGUAAGGACAAGGCCUUGCCUCAGCUAUUUGUCAACGAUGGCCCGUUGGCACCAGAGCGUGUAGCCCGUCUCAAACCAUCCUCGCCAGACGAACCCGUCGAGGACCUCCGGGCUCGUCUGCACAGCGAUGGGUACCUGUUCCUCAAGCAGCUUAUGCCCCGAGCUGAUGUGCUGAAGGCGCGAGAGGAGUAUUUCAAGUUCCUAUCUCCCAGCGGCGUCCUUAAGCCAGGUUCCGCGCCUGUCAAUGGCAUCUAUGAUAGCUCAAAGGACACCUCUGCCUUUCCCGGUAUUGGCGCCGGCUCAACUGGAGAGAACUCGCGCCCCAGCGCGGAACAGGCCCAGCUCUUUGUCGAUCUGGCAAUCCAGGCUCAUCGCGAGGACUGGUACGCAGAGACAUUUUGCCGGAACACGGUCCUAUCAGCGUUCAUCGCCCGGCUGACAGGAUGGGGCGACAAAACGUUGCUCCUCCGGCGUAGUCUGCUGCGUAAUAACAUCCCCGGUACAAAGGCCAUCGGUGUACACUACGAUCAGAUCUUCCUGCGCUGGGGCGACCUCUCGAACCUGACGGCAUGGUGCCCGAUGGGGGACAUCAGCAUCGAUGGUGGGGGGUUGAUCUACCUGGAGAGCAGCCAGGAGCUGGCCGAGCAGUUUGAAAAUGACUUCUCCGAGAGAGCCAAAGAGAGCAGAUUCUCGGAGACGGACAGCAAGAAUGCGUUCAACAGCAACAUGCUAUCCAACGGGCUGCUGUCGAACGAUCCAGCCAAAUUUGGGCAAAGGCAUGGGAAGCGGUGGCUGGCGUCGGACUACGAGGCUGGAGAUGUGGUGUUGCAUUUGCCUUACAUGAUUCAUGCAUCGACAAUCAAUUACAGCCCGGAAGAUGUGAUCAGACUGGCAACUGACAUUCGAUUCUGCGACAGUUCCAGGCCCUAUGAUAAGAGAUGGUGUAACUUUUUUGACGUGAAUGACGGUGUAUGA
Molecule: messenger RNA, 996 nt
Organism: Penicillium daleae
Lineage: Eukaryota; Fungi; Ascomycota; Eurotiomycetes; Eurotiales; Aspergillaceae
Product: phytanoyl- dioxygenase protein
Exons: 3
Coding region: 1-996 (331 amino acids)
Source: RefSeq, a predicted model, not a curated record